Molecule: messenger RNA, 5930 nt
Organism: Meriones unguiculatus (Mongolian gerbil)
Lineage: Eukaryota; Metazoa; Chordata; Mammalia; Rodentia; Muridae
Gene: Agbl1
Product: AGBL carboxypeptidase 1
Exons: 22
Coding region: 345-3581 (1078 amino acids)
Biological process (GO): C-terminal protein deglutamylation; proteolysis; protein side chain deglutamylation
Molecular function (GO): metallocarboxypeptidase activity; zinc ion binding
Source: RefSeq, a predicted model, not a curated record
GUGCACCUUAGUAAUGCUUUGUUAAGCUGGUCCCAAAGAGGGCUCUUGGCUACUGUUGAGGCACAGCCUCUAAAGCCCCUCUCUCAGUGAGCUCGCUCACUGCUGCUUAAAGAGAACUUCUUUGUUCAUUCUUUCACUUCGUGGAGUCUUUCUCAGUGUAGCAGAGCUUAACCCUGCCUAUUCUUUGCAUCUUUAACCAGGCUACUUCUUUCCUCUUGCAUUCAUUGUCAAGAUGCCUGUCUGUGUUAUCAUUGCAGAACUCCUCGGAUAAAGCAUCUAUCCUGGCCAUCCUCCAGAUCAUCAGCGAUCUGCUUUCCGUUGGCACAGACCGGAGAAUUCAUUAUAUGAUCAGCAAAGGUGGCAGUGAAGCCCUUCUUCAGACUCUGGUAGAUACGGCGAGGUCAGCUUCUCCUGACUCUGACAUCCUCCUGCCUCUCUUCAGGCUGUUGGCCAAAGUUGGCCUAAGAGAUAAGAAGUUUGGACAGAAGGCACUGGAGUCAGAAGCACUUGAUGUGACCUUGAUUCUGGCCAGAAAAAACCUGUCCCACAGCCAGAACCUUCUCCACUGUCUCUGGGCAUUGCGUGUAUUUGCCUCCAGUGUAACCACAGGAGCCAUGCUGGGAAUUAAUGGAGCAAUGGAACUGCUUUUCAAGGUCAUUUCUCCUUACACCCGGAAGCACACCCGGACAAUCAGGGCAGCCACUGAAGUUUUGGCAGCUUUGCUGAAAUCCAAGUCUAACUGUCGCAGGGCAGUGAACAGAGGCUAUGUCACCAGCUUACUCAGGCUUCAUCAGGACUGGCACAGCCACGAUGUGACCAACACCUAUGUGCUGAUCCGCCAUGGGCUCCUGCUCUGCCUCAGGCACAUUGUCACCCUCCGGUCUGGCAGAGAGGCCUUCCUGGCAGCCCAAGGCAUGGAGACUCUCUUCAGCAUUGCACAGACCUGCCUGGAGAACAAGAGCGUGGAACCUGUGAUCUCUGCUGUGAUUCAGAUCCUCAGGCAGUGCUACCCCGAGAGCCCACUCCCCCUGGUCACUGCCAGGAGUGCCUACACCUUCCCAGCUCCCGGAAGCAGCAGCUCGGGGCCUCCACAAGGUCUAGCCGAAGAAGAUUUUGAAGAUGAUGGUGAUGAGGAGAUGGACAAAGACUCAGAUGCGGAGGCUGUGAAAGAAGAUGAUGACUUGGAAACUGACAUGAGUAAACUGAGUCCUAAUCCUGGUUUUGACCUACCGGAGGAGGAACUGGCACGGUAUGCUGUGAUGUGUCCGGAGCUCUCCUAUAACUUUGAGGAACUGGAAUCCAAAUAUGGAGAUGAUUUGAACAUCAAAGCCACCCCGUUUGCCAAUCACCACCACAUUCCAAGUGUUGCCUCUCUAAGACAACAGUGCUUCAACAAAGAGCACAGCUCCUGGGGACAAGAAAGUGAAGACACAGACCAUAUUUCCAUUCUGCACUUGGUGAAGGGAGGGAAGUCCAGCAUACGGCCAUCCUCAAAACAAAGACCUUUAAUGAAUGAGAACCAAAGUAUACAACAAAAUGGCUUUGGGAUAGAUUCUUCUGGACAUGAUGCCUCUGAUGACAGUCAGGCUUCCCUAGAACAGGCUGCUUGGGACAUAGAAGCCAUUUCUUGCCCAACGAUAACUGCCUCGUUUUCCAACUUUACUAUGUCAGAAGAAGGCAAUGAAGCAGCAGAGAAGCUUCUGCACACACAUCCCAGGAACACACCAUUCCAUGAUCCUCAUCUUUACAUGGCCAAUGCUAUGAGAACAAGAUCUGCUGUGGGAUUCAAGAUGAUGGCGUUACCUGAUCUCUGGGGGCAUUGUCCACCUACCACUGCUCAACCCAUGCUGGAUCGCAAAUUGGGAGUACAGAGGAUCAAGAUACUUGAGGAUGUCCGGAGGCUCCUCCAGCCAAGUGAUGUUAUAAAUAAAGUUGUCUUCAGUUUAGAUGAGCCUUGGCUUUUGCAAGGCCCUGCUUCCAGUUGCUUAAGGUUUCAGUCCAAGUUUGAAUCAGGAAAUCUUCGUAAAGCCAUCCAAGUGCGUGAGUUUGAGUAUGACUUGUUGGUCAAUGCUGAUGUGAAUAGCUCUCAGCACCAACAGUGGUUCUACUUUAAGGUGAGCGGCAUGAGGAGCGCUGUCCUUUACCGCUUCAACAUCAUCAACUGUGAGAAACCCAACAGCCAGUUCAACUAUGGGAUGCAGCCGACCCUGUAUUCUGUGAAAGAGGCUCUCCUAGGUCGACCUGCCUGGAUACGGACAGGCUCUGAAAUUUGUUACUACAGAAAUCGCUAUCGACGGAAUGCAGCUGCCAUGGAUGGAGCAUCAGGGAAGCACUAUUACACGCUCACUUUUGCUGUCACCUUCCCACACAAUGAUGAUGCCUGCUACCUGGCCUAUCACUAUCCCUAUACCUACUCCACCCUCAUGACUCAUCUUGAAAUUCUGGAAAGAAACAUCGAUCCUAGGCAAGUCUACUUCCGGCAGGAUGUUCUCUGCCAGACAUUGGGAGGGAAUCCUUGUCCGCUGGUGACUAUCACUGCCUUCCCUGAAUCUAACAGCGCUGAACAUCUGGAGCAGUUCCGCUGUCGUCCAUAUCAGGUGAUCACAGCCCGAGUUCACCCUGGAGAGAGCAAUGCCAGCUGGGUGAUGAAGGGAACUUUGGAGUUUCUAGUCAGCAAUGACCCUGUGGCAAAGCUAUUGAGGGAAAACUUCGUGUUCAAGAUCAUCCCUAUGCUUAACCCAGAUGGUGUCAUCAAUGGCAAUCACAGAUGCUCACUGAGUGGAGAGGAUCUCAAUAGACAGUGGCUCAUUCCUCAAGCUCAUCUCCAGCCAACCAUCUACCAUACCAAAGGUCUCCUCCACUACCUGAGCAGUAUUGGCAAGGGACCUGUGGUCUUCUGUGAUUUCCAUGGACACUCCCAAAAGAAGAAUGUAUUCCUUUACGGUUGCAGCAUGAAGGAAACUUUAUGGCAGGCAGGCUGCACUGUGGGUGGCUCUGCCCUCCUGGAAGAUGUCAGCUACAGGAUGCUUCCUAAAAUCCUGGACAAGCUAGCACCAGCAUUCACCAUGAACAGCUGCAGCUUUCUGGUGGAAAAAUCACGAGCCUCCACUGCCCGGGUCGUAGUGUGGAGAGAGCUGGGGGUUUCCAGAAGCUACACCAUGGAGAGCAGUUAUUGUGGCUGCAACCAGGGCCCCUAUCAGGGUCUACAAUUCGGUACCAGAGACCUGGAGGAAAUGGGAGCCAUGUUCUGCUUGGGCCUCCUCAUCUUGGAACUCAAAUCUGCAAGGUGCAGCCAUAAGCUCUUGGCUCGAGCUACAGCUCUGCUGAAUGCAGAUGCUCUGGACCACUACCUCCAGCGGUGCAGCAGCAGCAGCAGCAGCAGCAGCAGCAGCAGAUCCUCAGAGGUAGAUGAUGAGCCAUCAUGUAUGGAAGAGAUUGACUACAGUGCAGACAGCAGCUCGGAUCCAGAACACAACCUCGCUGAGCUAGACCGGCAGAUCCAGGAGUGUGCCUUUAACAAGGAUGAAGAAGAGGGAACAGAGGAAGUGAUAGGGCAGAGAAGAUCUGUCCCAUUGUGCUGAUGUCCAGUGCCAGCUCUGUGUCUCCAACCAUUAGAUAUAUAGUGCCUGAGCCAAUAGGAAAACUAGUCCGUGUGGGUUUAGUUACUCUCUUUUUGUUGCUGUUCUGGCUUCACCAUGCAAAGAAGCUGGGUAUGUCAUAAUUAUAAGGUUUUAUAUACACAGCAUGCUGUCAUUGCACUUAGAAAUGGGCUUGUAUGGUGUUUUCAGAAUUGCAAUGGGUCCUCUCUACAUCGACUCAGCUCUCCACCAGUCCUGGGCAAACACAGAAGGAGACUAUAAGCAGAGGGUUUUCUUCCUGGGUUAUUCUCAGAAAGAGUACUAAGCAUUUAGGUUGCUCCAAAUAUGAAUAUUUUCCCAAUACUGUAGCAUCUGAGCUUGCAGCAUAGACACAGAGCCUGCUAAGAUUUUGAAAGGCUUGGCAGCUCUUCAGCUACUGGGUGAUCGAACAUAAAAGCCUGUGAGACCAAGUCACAGCAAGUAUUGUCUUCCAUGUUCUAUAACAGUGUGCACUUUGCAGAGGCUGGAAAAGUCAGAAGCUGGGCUGUAUUCAGUGGUAAAGAACAUGAUUACUCGUUUUCAAAAAUUCCAAAUUUGUACCUCUAAAGCCAUUUAAACACACACUGGAGAUACGAGAUGUACUGGGAAAUCCAUUUAUUGUAGAAUCAGACAGACAGAUGUGGUUCAUAUCCUGCAUCUGGCAAGUGGCUUGUUCUGAAAACUUAAGCAAGUAAUUAAAUCUCCUGAAACCUCAGGGUUUUUAUAUGUCUCUUGGGAAUGGGCAUAUCUAUAUCACAAAGUUAUGGUAAAGAUGAAAUGAAAUCAUAUAUGAAAGUGUGCAACUUGGCACCUGCUACAUGCUAACACUAGCUCACAGCACAUUUCCCACCCAGGACAGAGAAUUCUAUGUAAGUGUUUGCACAGUUAUGAGAAAACACUCUCUGGUGCCUGAUGUUUGCAAUGUAUUCCUUUCUGGAAGAGAUUUGCAAAAGAAGCCACAGAAGAGACAUGUGGAAAAUUAACAUGGUGGAAAUGGCAGAGGGCCUUUCAGCACACAGAGGGACACAGCUUUGAGACUGAACAGUGAGAUAAACAGGACCAGGGAGAGAAAUCCAGAGAUUUCUAGAUACAAGUGGGAGAGAAGAUGUAUAGUGUAGAUGGUAUUUAGUAUACACAUGUCAUUCAUAUUUAGUUAGGAUUGGAUUUGACUAUGAGAAGUUGAAGUUAAAAAAUGGUGGUAAAUUUCCUAAGUCCUUUUCUUUCAUGUGAGUUUCAUAUGUGAAAAAUGUUUAGAGCUGGUGUUAUUGUUGCUUCAUAUCAGAGAUGCAAUGCCUGCUACUUCUACAAAUAUCAAACUCUUAAUCUAGGGUGGCUGCAGAAACAUCAGCCUUUGCAUCCACAUCCCAUACUCCAAUAAGAAUAAUACAAAAACCAGAAAGGGCUCUCUGCUGUUCAAAAUUUUACACAUAGAACUUUUGCUUAAUUUUAGCCACACAGAUGACUACGAGGGAGGUUGAAAACUGUCUUUCUGAGAUAGUCCUUGACAUUUGAAUUUCAGUACAAAAGAAACAGACAAUAUUGCAUAUUUGGUGAUAACUGCCAAAGAUGCAUUUCCUAAGCUGUCCACCAACUCCAGAUAGUUUUUAAAACAGUUAACAAAGAAAACUCAAAGAAAGCCAUGGGGCAAGAUUCUGCCACAGUUUAGCAUCAAGGUGUAGAGGAAAGAUAUACCCAUUACAAUUUAGAGAAUUCAUAACAUUGGUAGUCUUUCACUUUUAUACUUCUUUUUCAAAUUCUUGCUACAUCUCAGAAAAUCCAUUAUUUCUCCUUAGACAUUCAGUGUUCUAUAACGUACAUGUGAAGUUUAAUGGAAAAAAAUUGGAAGGAAGUUCAAACUCCAGCCUCAGAGCAUCUUUUAUCUCUUAACUCUUCCUGUGUUCAUCUUCCUACCUUCCCACUCUCAAAAAGAAGAUCGAAAUAUUUCUCCUGGAUUUCCAUUGACUUGAGGAGUGAAAGGCAUAAUCCUGUUGAAAUAUAAGUGCCAGAAAGGACAGGGAAAAUGGUCAUCCUUACCAGGAAUUAGCACCGAAUCGUAAUUAUUUCAGGCUUUAGUUCCUAGUCAUCUACUCAGCCCUGAAUGAUCAAGGACAAAGUUAACUUCUCCAGGGAGAAUUUUUUUUAGAAGUCAUGAACGUGGAAUAUUCAUUGAUCUAUCUAGGCAAAAGAGUUAUGUAAAACACCUACUGUGUGCCAUGUACUCUACUGAACUGUAAGAAUGAAGAUGAAAGAGACUAUGUCUUGAAAUUCAGAACUUACUUGAGGUGUGUAAACAAUAAACAUUUUAUUUUAUUA